ACUCCAGACGCGUUCUUCAGUCCUCCUCCUCCUCCUCCUCCUCCUGCUGCUGCUGCUGCUGCUGCUGGACUAUCACUGACUCUGACUUUACCUCUGAAUGUAAGUGAAUGUAAAAGUCAGUCGGAGUCUCAGUUCGGACACGGGACACACGGGACGAUGGGGGCACAGCACAGUUUCAGGUCUUUACGCGCAGUCGUGACUGUUUGCCUCCUUGCAACGGUGCUGUUGGUGGAGCCCGGGACCGCCGAUUUGCCCCCAUUUUAUCCUCUGAGGCAGCUCUGUAAGUUCUGCGACGUAGAACUCGCCUCGUGCCCAGGGACAGGAACAUGCAUGUCCAACUGCUCCAUCACGUCUAUCUGUGUGGAAAGCAGCGAGGUGUGUGUGGCCAUCUGGAGAAAGAACGAGACCGGCUUCUCUCUGGAAACUCUCUGCCAUAACCCUUCCAAGCCACUGUAUGGCGUAAUCCUGGACGACUACAACAGCACCACCUGUAUGAUGAAGGAGAAGAACACAUCCAGUGGAAUGGCUCAGUUCUGCUCCUGCAGGGACGAGGAUGAGUGUAACGACAAGCUGACAUUCUCAGCAAAUGUGGAUCCACCUGUAGACGACCCACUGGUAUCUGUGAUCUUGGUGAGUCUGCUGCCCCUGGUGGUGAUGGGGAUCAUAGUGGCAGGAAUGUGCUACUGGUACAGAAGACACCGGCGACACAUGCUUAACCAGGAAUGGGAGACCAACAAGAAGAAACGCAAACCUAGAGCUGGUGGGUUGGACUGCAGCGACGCCUGUGCCAUCAUGAUGGAUGAUGACCGUUCAGACAGCAGCUCCACCCACGCCAAUAACCUGAACCACAACACUGAGCCUCUGCCUAUAGAACUGGAUCUGCUGGUGGGCAAAGGUCGCUUUGCUCAAGUCUACAAGGCGAAGCUGAAGCAGUCGACCUCAGACCAGUUUGAAACUGUAGCUGUGAAGAUUUUCCCCUACGAGGAGUACGCUUCCUGGAAGAACGAGAAGGACAUUUUCUCCAACACAGACCUCCGACAUGAGAACGUCCUCCACUUCCUCACAGCUGAGGAGAGGAAGGUGGAGAAGCAGUACUGGCUCAUCACUGCCUUCCAUCCCAGAGGGAACUUACAGGAAUACCUAACCCAUAAUGUGAUCAGCUGGGAGGAGCUGCAGGUGCUGGGCAGUUCCUUAGCUCGAGGUGUUGCCCACCUCCACAGUGACCGCCUUUCCUGUGGACGUCCAAAGGUGCCCAUCGUCCACCGUGACCUGAAGAGUUCCAACAUUCUAGUGAAGAAUGACCUGACCUGCUGCCUGUGUGACUUUGGACUGGCUCUGUGUUUGGACAGCAGUCUGUCUGUGGACGACCUGGCCAACAGUGGACAGGUGGGUACUGCACGUUACAUGGCUCCGGAGGUUCUAGAGGCUCGACUGGACCUGGAGAACACUGAGUCCUUCAAGCAGACUGACAUUUACUCCAUGGCCCUUGUUCUAUGGGAGAUGACGUCGAGGUGUGAAGCUAUCGGAGAAGUGAAGGACUACGAGCCAGCGUAUGGAUCCAAAGUCCGAGAGCAUCCAUGUGUUGAGAGCAUGAAGGACAACGUCCUCAGAGACAGAGGACGACCCGAGAUCCCCGACACCUGGCUGAGACAUCAGGGAGUGGGAGUGAUUUGUGCCACCAUCAAGGAAUGCUGGGACCACGACCCCGAGGCUCGCCUCACCGCCCACUGUGUUGCCGAGCGCAUCUCCACGUUAGAAGAUGAGAUUGACAAACUGUCCUGCCGCAGCUCCUCAGAAGAGAAGAUCCCUGAGGAGCUGAAGGUCCCCAUAGAGGUGGAGAUACCUGAGAAGGAGGUGAAAAUCUCAGAAAUCCAGGACAUCAUCGCUGUGGAUAGUUCCAUGAGCGACAAGAAGUGAGCAGAAACUCACAAAGUUGUGCUCACAAAGUUUAUCUUUUAUUUCCAGCGAGAUCGCUUCUUCUCCUCCGAUGGGAAAAUGUCAGUAGUGAUUAUCGGGAGCUGAGCUCCUGCGGGACUUUGAGUGUCAGUGUCAUAGCUAAACGCCAUUCUGAGCAAAGGGGGAGGGGCAAUCUUUUUUGGAGUUCACUCCUUGUGCAGUGUGAUACCACAAUCAGCUGAGUCAAGCUGAAGAGCCGUAAACAGGAGAAACUGGAAGCUUCCGCAGAUGUGCUGAACCCAGGAAAGAGCAUGUUUUUCGAGCUUUAAAUUCACUUCUGUCAGGACAAAUACACAAACCAAAGACAUUUAACGUGCAAUUUUAAAGUCUAAUAUUCACCUAUUAAAAAUGGUCUUCCUUUUUAUACUAUGAUGUAUACUGUAUGGGAAUUAUAAAAAACUUUUGUUUGUACGUGUGAGUGUUUUUUACAGCUUUACUUAAACUUGUUUGGCAGGUAAACAAGCACAGUGUAUUGUACAUAGAGCCAAUAACUGUACAUAAGAGAAUAAUCAGCCCUAAAGGGAAAAGUAAUCCUUCUACUUAUAUUGAAUGCAGAUAUGAAAUGUAUUUUCUUAAACACUUGUUUCUAUGUAGGUGUGUACCAAAGAUCUUUUACACUUCUUUAUAUUUUGCAGUUUGUUACGUGUGAAAUAUUGUAUAUCAUUAAAGAAUUAAAGAUAUUACUGUACACUUAAAA
This is a messenger RNA of Cynoglossus semilaevis (tongue sole), 2653 nucleotides long. It is a transcript of the gene tgfbr2b, whose product is annotated as transforming growth factor beta receptor 2b. Gene Ontology annotation, biological process: cellular response to growth factor stimulus; cell surface receptor protein serine/threonine kinase signaling pathway; protein phosphorylation. The coding region runs from base 157 to 1917 and encodes 586 amino acids. Lineage: Eukaryota; Metazoa; Chordata; Actinopteri; Pleuronectiformes; Cynoglossidae. The transcript has 10 exons. The record is from RefSeq and is a predicted model, not a curated record. Gene Ontology annotation, cellular component: plasma membrane; signaling receptor complex. Gene Ontology annotation, molecular function: transforming growth factor beta receptor activity, type II; ATP binding; metal ion binding.